Scophthalmus maximus (turbot) is the source of this 5198-nucleotide messenger RNA. Its product is annotated as potassium voltage-gated channel subfamily KQT member 2-like. Gene Ontology annotation, cellular component: membrane. Gene Ontology annotation, biological process: potassium ion transport; transmembrane transport. Bases 1066 to 3795 code for a protein of 909 amino acids. Gene Ontology annotation, molecular function: voltage-gated potassium channel activity. Lineage: Eukaryota; Metazoa; Chordata; Actinopteri; Pleuronectiformes; Scophthalmidae. The transcript has 20 exons. The record is from RefSeq and is a predicted model, not a curated record.
UUACUUUAAAACUAUAUUUAUCCUUCAAAUUAAUUAAAAGAUUUAAAAUUGAUGAAUGUCACCUGUUUCUGAUAAUCUUUUAUUCUACAAGCUUAUGAAGAUGCAUGAUUACCUCAGAAGUUCUACAUACACAAAUGUCGGUCAGUAUGCCAAAUCACCAUGUGGACUGUAGUCAAACUCUUCACUGAACAAAUGUAUUGCAAACUUGGAAAAUAUAGACACACCACAAUACUCUUGUUUGGUUUUUUAAUUGUUCUAAUUUUAUUCUUGUAUUUUAUUUAAUUGACUUUCAAAUGUAUCUUAAUACCUGAAUUAUUUAAGGUAAAUUCUUUUCUCUGAAGUCUUCAUUUGAAUCCAUUAAUAAAUGUUGAUUAUUGUUAAGUGGACAUGAUUAUUUCUGUUGGAGGAAUGAAUGUUGUUUUUUUUUCACAAAGCAUGUUUGACUUUAUAGUGAUGCUUUCAUGUUCAUUUAAAUAAAGUUUUAUAAAAAAGCCUGCUGACCGGUUCCUUGCUGCACCUCCUUCUCUACUUCCUCCUCUCUUCCUCACCUCCUCUUCUUUUCCUCCACCUCCUUAUUCUCCUGCACUAUACCUCCUCCUCCUCCUUCCCCUCACCGGCUCCUCCCUCUCUGCAUCUCGGCUCCUGCUCGUUGAACUCCACCUGUACCGCCUCUGGGUGCCAUGGUAACCACUCUCACAUCAUGCAGUUACCUAGGCGACGUGAUCAGCUGAUCAUCUGUCAGUGUUUUUCUUUUUCGAUCCGUCGUCAGUAACACAGUGCUCGUCGGUGACGUCAUUCUGUUUCCUUCUCGUCCGGGACGUCGGUGAGGAGAGAGAGAGAGAGAGAGAGAGAGAGAGAAGCUGCUGACCAGGCGGAUCUGUAUCCGGUCCUCAUCUCCUCCUCCUCCUCAUCUUCUUCUUCUUCUCCCCUCCUCCUGCUCCUCCUCUUGUUUUUCUUCCUCCUUCGCUCCGCAGCAGCGAUGCUCCCGUCGGGCCUCGCCGGCCGCGGUGCUUCGUGUGCGGGCCGGCAGUAGAUCGGCAGGUCGGUGCAGGUCGCGGCUCGGACAUGGUGCAGAAAUCCAGGAACGGCGGGGUGUUCCCCGGAGCGCAGGCCGACCAGAAGAAGCUGAAGGUCGGCUUCGUGGGUCUGGAGGCCGGAGGGGCCGAGUCCAGCAGAGACGGAGCCAUGCUCAUAGCAGGUGGGGAGGAGGGGCCUCGGCGGCAGCGCAGCAGCGUCUCCGGAGGAAAGAGGCCUCCGAAACGAAACGCUCUCUACAGACGACUGCAGAACUUCCUGUACAACGUCCUGGAGAGGCCCCGAGGGUGGGCCUUCAUCUACCACGCCUACGUGUUCCUGCUGGUGUUGUCCUGCCUGGUUCUCUCCGUGUUCUCCACCAUCAAAGAGUACGAGAAGAGUUCAGAGGACGCCCUCUACAUCCUGGAGGUCGUGACCAUCGUGGUCUUCGGCGUCGAGUACAUGGUGAGGAUCUGGGCUGCAGGUUGCUGCUGUCGGUACAGAGGUUGGAGAGGACGACUCAAAUUCGCCAGAAAACCCUUCUGUGUCAUCGACAUCAUGGUGUUGAUAGCGUCCAUCUCGGUCUUGGCGGCCGGGACUCAGGGGAACGUGUUUGCCACGUCUGCGAUUCGUUCUCUUCGGUUCCUUCAGAUCCUGAGGAUGAUCCGGAUGGAUCGACGGGGGGGAACCUGGAAACUGCUCGGAUCAGUGGUGUACGCCCACAGCAAGGAGUUGAUCACAGCCUGGUAUAUCGGCUUCUUGUGUCUCAUUCUCGCCAGUUUCCUCGUUUAUUUGGCAGAAAAAGAAGAUAACGUACAAUUUGAGACGUAUGCCGACGCCCUCUGGUGGGGACUGAUCACCUUAACAACCAUCGGUUAUGGAGACAAGUUCCCCAUCACCUGGAACGGUCGUCUUCUGGCUGCGGCCUUCACACUGAUCGGAGUGUCAUUCUUCGCUCUUCCUGCUGGGAUCCUGGGUUCUGGUUUUGCUCUGAAGGUUCAGGAGCAGCACCGACAGAAACACUUUGAGAAGAGACGAAACCCGGCGGCUGGACUCAUACAGGCGGCGUGGAGAGUUUACGCCACAAACCUGAGCCGAACUGAUCUGUCUUCAACCUGGGACUAUUACGAGAGGACCGUCUCCGUCCCCAUGUACAGGUUGAUCCCUCCUCUCAAUCAGCUCGAUCUCCUGAGGAACCUCAAGAACAAAUCAGGACUCUCAUUCAGGAAGGACGUCCAGCCUGAACCGUCUCCAAGUCAGAAGGUCAGUUUGAAGGAGAGGGUCUUCUCGUCUCCCCGCAGUUCAGUAACCAAAGGGAAAGGUUCUCCACAGCACGUUGUACCCGCUGUUACUCCUGGUUUGGGCUCUGGAGGUCCAGGGGUUCCAGGGGGAGUCCAGGCCCUGCGGCGGUCCCCCAGUAUGGAGCCCUGUCUGGAGGAGAGUCCUAGCAAGGUCCCAAAGAGCUGGAGUUUCGGAGAGCGCAGCAGAACCCGGCAGGCGUUCAGGAUCCGAGGAGCUGCAUCCCGCCAAAACUCUGAAGUGCUGAUAGAGAUGCAGGACGAAGAGUUCAGACAGAAGGGCUCCCCAGAUGCCAGUCUGCCGGGAGAAGACCUGGCCGACGACAACAAGAGCUGCCACUGUGAGUUUGUCCCUCAGGAUCUGACCCCGGGGUUAAAGGUCACCAUCAGAGCCAUCUGCAUCAUGCGUUUCAUGGUGUCUAAGAGGAAGUUCAAGGAGAGCCUUCGUCCCUAUGAUGUCAUGGACGUAAUCGAACAGUAUUCAGCUGGUCACCUGGACAUGCUGGCCCGCAUCAAGAAUCUCCAGUCAAGAGUGGAUCAGAUAGUCGGCAGAGGAACACCAACUGCAGACAAAGACCGCCCUAAAGCAGCUGGCGAGGAGCUUCCCGAGGAUCCGAGCAUGAUGGGACGGCUGGGGAAGGUGGAGAAGCAGGUGCUGUCCAUGGAGAGAAAGUUGGACUUCCUGGUCAACAUCUACAUCCAGCGAAUGGGAAUCCCUCAGGCCGAGACCGACGCCUACUUUGCAUCCAAGGAACCGGACCCAGCGCCUCCCUACCACAGUCCGGUGGAUCAGAUGGAGAAGAGCCAGUCAGUCUCCAAAAUGCAGGUGUUGCCUAGCGACCAUGUGGAGAAGACUCGUGUUGUGACGAAGAUGGUUCGCUCCAGCAGCUCCACAGCACACAGAAACCACAAUGCCCCCACUUGUCCUCCCUCCACCUCCUGGCAGCCAUUAAGCUCCCAGCUCCCCCAGCAGGCUCCACCCCCUCCACAGCGUUGCCAGGGCAGCACACCGAGUCCAGUGGGAGACGGGUCACUGGUUCGACUCCCACCUCCUCCGGCCGGAGAGAGACACAGCGGGAACCGAUCAAACCGGCAGAGCACUGGAGAGCGGGGGCUGGCAGAGAGGGCAGAGAGGGGAGGAGACUGGGGAGGAGCAGGAGCAGGAGAAGGAGGGGAGGAGGUGAAGCUGGACAGCGAUGCCUCCAUCUCCAUCCCAUCCGUGGACCAUGAGGAGCUGGAGCGCUCCUUCAGCGGCUUCUCCAUCUCCCAGUCCAGAGAGAACCUGGACUUCCUCAACAACAGCUUCUACACAUCCACCAACCAGGGAGACCACCGAGGAGGAGGAGGAGGAGGCGGCGGCGGCGGCGCCCUCCCCCUCCGAGCUGCUGUCCGACCCUACAUUGCAGAGGGCGAGUCCGACUCGGACUCUGAGCUCUGUGCCCCUUCGCCGCACUCGGACCGAGCGUGGACUGGAACCAAGUAGAGCUGAAUGUAAACUGGAGCAAAACCAGCAGAACCUUUAAAAGUAACUGAAAUGUGAAUAUAAACUAUGAAACUGAGUAAAACGUGUUAACUUUUAACACCAGCUGGAGGUUCAGAGUGAUGCAUCGUGGCAAAAGCAGGCGUCACCGUGUUUUUCUUUGUGUGAAUGUACAGCAAAUGUUUGUCAGUUCCGUCACUGGUUGGAUCACUGCCGUGACAUGCUUGCACCUGAUUGGUUCAAUGCCGUGACACGCUUGUACCUGAUUGUUGCUUGUGUCCAUAUUACGACAGGUAUUUACAGUAUUAUCAGCAGCUCACUGAACAAUUGAUUUAUUACGUUUCAAAGCCUUUACACCAAGAUUCAAGGGAACCACCAUGAGAUCAGACACAGCUGUUGUGCACUUCCUGUCCAGAUGUCAUACUUGUUCAGUGUUGUUUUAUCAUGAUUAUUUUUUACCACAUUAAUCAAGUUAUAGACCCAAAGAAGACCACAAAUCUGUCUCUGAAUGAUGUGUUGCUGGGUAAUUAACACGACCUCCAAGAUCGUGUUUGUGGAAAUUUUAUGAGACAACCCUCAAUCACCUGAUGGCCAGGCUUCCCGGUCACAGUUGCUACGCUGUGAUUGGACAGUCACUCUUCAGAGGGAGGGGCUUUAGUAUGACUCCAAUGGUGACGUAAGCUGUGUUAAAAAAAACCCCAUCAAAGUGAUCAUUUAAAAAGCUCCCACUCACAAUCAUGAUAUUUCAAAUAUAGGCUAUGAUGUAAUCACAACUUGAUUAUUUUAGAAUUAAUAUUUAUAUUAUAUCAUUCAUUAGCAUAAUAUUGAAGACAAAAUGUUUGAAAGGAAGAAUUUAUUUGAAUCAGUUACAGAAUCUGUCCAGCAGAGGACAAUUGCUAAAGGAAGCCAUAAUAAGUCAAGCUUACCAACAUAACUUUACAGUAUACUGUAUUUUGCUUCCUGUUUAUGAGUGGAGAUAAAAAGGUCAGCUGAUCAAUCAGCGCUCCUUUGAUUGGUUGAUGGAAGUGACUCAUUCACUGACCUACUGCCUGCUCCUUAACUCAUUAUUUACUGUUUCCAUGGAAACAUCAUUCCUUCCGGACAAAGAAGUUUUUCCGAGAAUAAUUUUUCUGUUUAAAUCUUUUUAACUUCUGGUUUAAUGGUCAAAUAUCCUCAUAAUAUUUAAAUAUUAUCACACGUUUUUAAUAGUAACCUACAAUCAGUUCAAGCGGACUUUAUUUAAUUUAAAGCCCUUUAAAUGUUUUCUGGAACAAAAGUGGAACGAAAACAAAUCUGUGUUUCUCUUGUUUCUGAAGCUUCGAUUUAAAUCAUAAACUGAAUCUGUGCAUUAAUGUUUUACUGUUUGCUUCUAUUUCAAAGUCAAUAAAAAAACCCUUCAUCACUCA